Molecule: messenger RNA, 1372 nt
Organism: Pieris brassicae (large cabbage white)
Lineage: Eukaryota; Metazoa; Arthropoda; Insecta; Lepidoptera; Pieridae
Product: glandular kallikrein, prostatic-like
Exons: 6
Coding region: 73-1293 (406 amino acids)
Biological process (GO): proteolysis
Molecular function (GO): serine-type endopeptidase activity
Source: RefSeq, a predicted model, not a curated record
AAAAUACAUUGACAUUGGUACGCCAAAAGGACGUGUUGUAACUUAUUAUAAAAUUUUAAUUGUUAAUUUGAAAUGCAUUUGAGAAUUAUUUACUUAUUAGCAGUAUUUCUUCUACGAAGUGUUGCGUCAGAAGCUAAUGAUGAAAUUAAAAAGGGGAAAUAUCCAUAUAUGGCCUUUAUAUAUUACCCGGAUGAUUCAGUGGUAGACAAGAAUGGAGUACGACUGACGCGAGCUGGUAUCUUAUUGAAACCGGACCGGCUUAUAACAUCAUCAUUGGAAAAUGAUGACGCACCGAUGGCUUUUCCAGAGAAAACACUAGUUGCUAGACUUGGAAGUGUAUCUAUUGAUAGCAACUUCAGUAUUAAUGAAGACGAACAUGAACAGGAAAGUGAGAUAAUCCAGAUUAUUCGCCCCUACAAUUUUAGUGCCACCGAGUGGUGGUUCAGCGAUAUUUCCUUAUUGAAAACUUUGAUUCCAUUUAAUUUAACUACAGCAGUAGCGUACACUUCAAUAUAUCACAAGUCGGAUAUCAUCAAGAAGGAAUGUUUUAGCCUUGUGUACGCGCGAAACACUUUGAACAAGACGAUGGACAAACUCCUGACACUGAUACCAGUUGAAGUUAUACCUUCAACAAGGUGUGGAAGCCACUAUAGAGAGAAGACCAUGGUCUGUGCACAAGACGUUGAUGAUAAGAAGAAUGUCACCUACGACCCAAAUUUUUGCUUUGGAAAUGGAGGUGGUCCACUUAUAUGUGAGGGUAAUAUCUGUGGAAUACAAACCUACAGCAACGGAUGCCAGGAACCUUACCUAUAUCAAGUAUUCUCAGGCUGGGUACUAUUCAUAUCGUGUGGCAUACAAGACACAUGCCAGGAGAAGCAGUGUGAGAAAAUUUGUACUGUCAUAAAUAAAGAUUCAGAAAAAAGUACUACCAAACAACAAGUGGCGUUGGUCUCUCAGGAAAUGUUUACAAAGGAAAUAACACAAUCGACUUCUGACAGUGAAAAUGAUUCGGAAGAAAUGAGUCCUGAAAGGGCUACCGCAACUACCUCAAAAGAUUUCGAAGAUACAACUCUCACGUCUACAUCUUUAUUGGUGGAGGAAAGUCCAGAAACCUCAGCAUCUGCCGAGACUCAAUCUCUUCUGACUGAGACUUCUGGUUCAGUUGAAGGAAACUUGCGAAGAGCUAACGUAGAGGCUCACGAGCAGCCGAUUAAGAAGAAGAAUUCGGCAGCAAUUUUGACGCCUUCAACUCAAUUGCCAAUUCUUUUUUGGGUAGCGAUUAACUUUGCAUAAGAUUUUAUUUAUAUUAAUACUUAGUUUAUUCCUAUUAUUUAGUCGUUUGUCAUUCCGUAAAAUAAAUGUCAUUCAUAAU